Trichogramma pretiosum is the source of this 1697-nucleotide messenger RNA. RefSeq lists its product as uncharacterized. The record is from RefSeq and is a predicted model, not a curated record. Lineage: Eukaryota; Metazoa; Arthropoda; Insecta; Hymenoptera; Trichogrammatidae. Gene Ontology annotation, molecular function: DNA binding. Bases 251 to 1234 code for a protein of 327 amino acids. The transcript has 6 exons.
UAGUGUUUUGUUGUCUUGUUGACCGUUUUAUUUGCUUGUUUUGAUAUUGAAUUUCGCACACUUGUCAUUCCUCGGAUGAAUGUCACGUGCGCUCUGAAUGUCGACACCGGUAACAAUAAGUCCUGCAUCUUUGGGGUGUUGAAUAGAGAACGGAAUAUCACGUGUCAAUGCACGUUUCAAAUCUUACAACGAUUGCAUUAUAUUUAUUGCUUGGACACAUUUUAAUCAUAAGUAUACGUACGACCUUGACAUGAAAUCUGAAAAAGUUAGCGUUAAUCCUCAUCAACUCUCCCCAACCGCUCAUUUUCCCUUAAAAAAACGUAGAGGAAGGAUUACGAAAUUAAUUGAGUCAAAAUCUCCAAUCGAAGUUGACGCCGAUUUCCCAUCAACAGAUAUAGAUUUUCCAAACAAAAGUGAUAGUCAAUUGAAUUUGUUGAAACAAAAAAACAACAUGGUUUUCCCAAGGAAAAGAGGUAGGCCAUUUAAGAAUGAUCCAAGCGUUAAAAGGUCCAAGCUAACUCAUCCAAAUAAAGGUAGGAAGACAAUAAGUAAAAAUAAAAGAAGAGGUCGUCCAAAAAAGUCAAAUCUUCUUGGUGUAAGAAAUUUUUCUACAAUAGAUGAAUUCAUAAACUAUGAAGAAAUUGUUUCUGAGGUAGAAAGUGAUGUUUCCAAAACCAACAUUAAAACGACUGAAUCUACAGUAAAAGAAUUAGACGGUUCUCUUAAUAAGGAAAAUGAAAUUAUGGAAAUCAAUUAUCAAAGGGAAGAAAGCUCAACAAUUGAUAUCUCUGAUGUUUCCAAUGAGGCUACAAAAAAUACCAAAAAAUUAGAUGUACCAAAAAAACGUAGAGGACGCCCAAAAAAAUCAUAUGGUUGUAGUAAUUUAGCUGAAAAUUCUUCUAGUCAUGAUACAAAUUUAAGGAACUCAAGAAAAUCUUCUGGAAAAUGUAUAAAUCCUUGUUUUAAAGAUUUAUCUAGUGAAAGUUCAAGCAGUAAUAAUGUAGAUAAAAACAAUAUAGAUGACAUCGAUAGAAUUCAAUGUACCAAGAUUACUGUAAAAGAUAAAAAAUUAAAAAAAAGAGGUCGACCAUUGAGAUCACAAACACAAAGAGAUAGUGAUAAUCUUGCAAAAAUAUUUCUGGGUAAUUUACGUUUUCACGAUAAUACUUUAGAAAUAAGUUUCAAGAAAAAGCCCCAAAAUGUAGUACUUGAUUUUCUUGGUGCAUCUGAUUAAAGAUAUUAGGAAAUCCACUCUUAACAAUUUGAAUAGAAAAUAUUAUUAAUUAAACACAAAUGAAACUUAUUAUUCAAUAAUUAUUUUUUAAAAAGCUUUAAUGAUGUUAAAGAUGAAAACUUUAUCAAUUAGAGAUAUGUAUAAACGUAGAUGGUUACACAAUUUUUUUUUUAAAGUUCUAUUUUUCAAUUCUUAAAACAUUUUUUAUUGUAAAUUGCAAAUUUCUACGACAACUAACUAAACCAUCUUAAUUUUCACGGCUUUUUGCGUUUUUCAUUUUAAAAAAUAAAAGAUUUGGUAAUAGUAAUUUUUUUAAUUCCCAAAAAAAGUUUGUACAUAGAGUUUUUUAGUUAUAUUUAUUAUAUUUUAUAAACAUGAAUCAUUCACGAUCUGAAGCUGUUUUAUAAAGAAUACACUUAUAUGUACAAUUAUUUGUGAGAGAGCUUUAAUUAAAACUUUAUUU